This is a messenger RNA of Rhineura floridana, 1983 nucleotides long. It is a transcript of the gene KCTD15, whose product is annotated as potassium channel tetramerization domain containing 15. The coding region runs from base 362 to 1132 and encodes 256 amino acids. Gene Ontology annotation, molecular function: protein binding. Gene Ontology annotation, biological process: protein homooligomerization. NCBI's taxonomy places the organism in Eukaryota, Metazoa, Chordata, Lepidosauria, Squamata, Rhineuridae. The record is from RefSeq and is a predicted model, not a curated record. The transcript has 5 exons.
UAUUUAGAGAGGAGAUGAUUGCCUUUCUUCUCAUAACAGCCUCGGCGGUUUCGUUUUAAAGCUGUUCUCUCUCUUCCUCCCCCUUUCCUCCCCUCCCCACACGGACAAGACAAAACAAACAGGAAAGAAACAAAAAGGGGAGAGAGAGCCUUUCUAAAUAUAUAUAUAUAUACAGAGAGAGAAAGUAAUGCUGAAUUGCAGCACUGUCGGAGCAAGCCAAAGCAGCAGCGCUACAAAGGCGAGGCGGCCAAACCUCUCCGUCUGAGCAGCGCGCAUAAGCCGCCCAGAGCGCAGCACGGCGGGCUCGGCCCAUCUCGCCGCCUCUUCUUCGCCUUCUGCGCUCAAGGAAGAAGGCAGAGCUAUGUCCAGGCUGUCUUUAACUCGGUCUCCCGUUUCUCCAUUGGCUGCUCAAGGAAUUCCUCUCCCUGCUCAGCUCACCAAAUCCAAUGCCCCUGUGCACAUUGAUGUAGGAGGACACAUGUACACCAGUAGCCUGGCAACCUUGACAAAGUACCCAGAUUCCAGAAUAAGCCGUCUGUUUAAUGGCACGGAACCUAUUGUCUUGGACAGUUUAAAACAACACUAUUUCAUUGAUCGAGAUGGUGAAAUUUUCAGAUACAUCUUGAGCUUCUUAAGAACAUCAAAACUUCUGCUCCCAGAAGAUUUUAAGGACUUUAAUCUUUUGUAUGAGGAGGCCAAGUACUACCAGCUGCAGCCGAUGAUCAAGGAGCUUGAGCGAUGGAAACAAGAGAGAGAGCAGAGGAAGAACUUCCAGCCCUGUGACUGCUUGGUUGUGAGGGUGACUCCAGAUCUUGGAGAAAGGAUUGCACUGAGCGGGGAGAAAGCAUUAAUUGAAGAGAUCUUCCCAGAGACGGGUGAUGUUAUGUGCAACUCUGUAAAUGCAGGCUGGAAUCAAGACCCCACCCACGUCAUUAGGUUUCCUUUGAAUGGAUACUGCCGGUUGAACUCAGUACAGGUACUUGAACGGUUGUUCCAGAAGGGCUUCAGUGUGGCAGCGUCAUGUGGAGGAGGUGUGGAUUCCUCUCAGUUCAGUGAAUACGUACUGUGUCGUGAGGACCGGAGACCACAGCCCAACACCACAAUCAGAAUAAAGCAAGAACCCCUGGACUAAAGUUCUCCCCUUCCCCUCCUUUGUGAGCACAGAAGUGUUUAAUAGUCCCUCAUAUGGAAACACUAAGGAUUUGCAAGACAGUAUUAACGCAGGUGACAUUGGUGUUGCCAAUUAGAAGUACUUCUGAAACUACCUGUCACAUCGCCAGCUAUGAACUCUUAUUUGAGAGCAAAAGACAUUAAUAAUGAUGAUGAUAAUUCCAUUUGUUUUAUUAAUCAGUCGCUGAGUAUGCUCAACAUCGUGAAGUUUUGUGGGAUUGUCCUCUCAGCAGAACAGUGUGUGGGACACAGGCAAAGCUUCAGUGAAGAACUGACGUUUGCUUGGACUUUGGUAGAAAGAACAAUUAAUGUAAUUUGAAUAUGUCCAUUGAAGGAGUACAUCAUCCAGCUCUCUGAAGGACCUCCUCUCUCUUCCUCCCUUGGUAGGAUCAAGGAAAUGGGAACUGCCGACAGGAAGAUGGUAUCAUGCAGAGUGUCUUCCCCCCAGAUGAAUGCCAUGUCCUGUCCUAUCAGACAUGCUUUUCCAUCUCCCCCAUUUGUUCCCCAUUAUCCUUCUGUGAUUGCCUUUGCUCGUUGUAUGAAAUGGCUUAUUUUUCUACGAUGCCUACAAUUGUCUGUGUACAGAAGCCACCUCAAACAGAGACCAAUUUGUCAUUUUCUGGUGCUGAACUAAUUUCAAAUUAUUUUCAAUCCUGCACAACCGAUCUUGAUGAGGUAAAUGGAGAUUUUGCAGCAGUAACAUUUCCAACCGACAAGAUAAAAUUGCAGCAAAAAGUUUGCAAAUUUUGGGAAAUGGAGACUCAAAGUUCUUAAGAUUAUUCAGCAUUAAACAGGCUUUUUCGUGGAGCUCAA